UCUUUGUUUUGAUGAUAAGAUGAUGACAAGGAACACUGUAUAUGUUUUAAACGGCGUAGUAAACUUGUGUUUUUCCAACCCUAGGAAUCCAAUAAAUGCAAAGCCAUAGAUGGCGUCUUUGUGUUUCGGAGAUUGGAUUUCCUGCUAAAAUCAACUGGACCACUCGAGUAUAUCUUAAUAUCCUAUUUUCAACUCUAACUUCAGCCUAGGAAAUCCAUCAAAUUUAGCUCCAAAUCUCGACUCUUUCGUUCAGCCUAUCGAGAAUUAUAUAUUUGUAGAGGUGUUUGAGUGUGCGGGUUUCCGUACUAAGGAAUUUAGGAGGACUAUUUGUAUCUUGUACCAGUAAAGAUGAUGUCAAGAUCGUAUACAAACCUCUUAGAUUUGGCUGCCGGGAAUUUCCCAGACAUGGGGAGGGAAAGGGAACGCAGAAGGAUGCCGAGGGUGAUGACAGUUCCCGGCAGCAUCUGUGAGCUUGAUGAUGAUCAGGCAAACAGUGUUGCUUCUGAUAACCCAUCUUCACUAGCAUGUGAUAGGAUGAUCAUUGUGGCUAAUUUAUUACCUGUGAAAGCAAAACGAAGGCCAGAUAAUGAAGGGUGGAGUUUUACUUGGCAUGAUGAUUCAAUACUAUUGCGGAUUAAGGAAGGUUUACCUGAAGAAAUGGAAGUUCAAUUUGUUGGAUCUUUAUCAGUUGAUGUGGACCCUAUUGAACAAGAUGACGUUUCCAACUAUCUUCAGGAAAAAUUUAAGUGUGUUCCUACUUUCCUUCCCCCAGAUAUAGUGGAGAAGUAUUAUGAGGGCUUCUGCAAGAAACAAUUGUGGCCUCUUUUUCACUAUAUGUUGCCCUUUUCACCCGAUCACGGAGGUCGGUUUGACCGUUCGAUGUGGGAAGCCUAUGUCUCUGCCAAUAAGAUUUACUCACAGAAAGUGAUUGAAGUUCUUAAUCCUGAGGACGAUUUUGUUUGGAUUCAUGAUUAUCAUUUGAUGGUGUUGCCUACAUUCUUGAGGAGGCGGUUCAACAGACUUAGAAUGGGCUUUUUCCUUCAUAGCCCAUUUCCUUCUUCUGAGAUCUACAGGACACUGCCUGUCAGAGAAGAAAUCCUCAAGGCUCUCCUUUGCUCUGACCUUAUUGGUUUCCACACUUUUGAUUAUGCGCGCCAUUUCCUCUCUUGUUGCAGUCGAAUGUUAGGCUUAGAGUAUCAGUCUAAAAGGGGAUAUAUAGGGGUGGAAUACUAUGGAAGGACCGUUGGUAUAAAGAUUAUGCCUGUUGGUGUACACAUGGGAUAUAUUGAGUCAGUAAUGAGGCUUAGUAAUAAAGAGACUUUUUUGAUGGACCUAACAAAGCAAUUUGAAGGAAAAAUUGUGUUACUUGGAGUUGAUGACAUGGAUAUUUUCAAAGGCAUCAACUUAAAACUUCUCGCUCUAGAACACAUGCUCAAACAACACCCAAAGUGGCAGGGAAAAGCCGUGCUGGUUCAGAUUGUGAAUCCUACAAGAGGUAAAGGGGUUGAUUUGGACGAAAUACAGGCUGAGAUGCAGGAAAGCUGCAAGAGAAUUAAUAAGGAAUUUGGAACCCAUGGGUAUGAACCAGUUGUUUUCAUUGACCGGUCCAUCUCAUGCUGUGAAAAAGUGGCAUAUUACAGUGUUGCAGAAUGUGUUGUUGUUACAGCUGUAAGGGAUGGGAUGAAUCUGAUUCCAUAUGAAUAUGUUGUCUGUAGACAAGGAAUUCAAGAGGGUUCUAAUCCGGGUGGGGCAAAGAAGAGCAUGCUAGUGAUAUCUGAAUUCAUCGGGUGUUCCCCUUCACUAAGUGGGGCAAUCCGUAUAAACCCGUGGAAUGUUGAAGCUACUGCUGAGGCAAUGAAUGAAGCUAUAUCGAUGGCUGAACAAGAGAAACAGAUGAGACAUGAGAAACAUUACCGUUAUAUUAGCUCCCAUGAUAUAGCUUUUUGGUCAAGAAGCUUUUUGCAAGACAUGGAGAGAACUUGUGUGGACCACUUUAUAAAAAGAUGCUAUGGGAUUGGUUUGGGUUUUGGUUUCAGGGUUGUGGCAUUAGACCCCAACUUCCGGAAGCUCGCAAUAGAUGAUAUUGUGGCCGCUUAUGUUAAGGCUAAGAGCAGAGCAAUAUUGCUGGACUAUGAUGGCACCGUAAUGCCCCAAAAUUCUAUCAUUAAGUCUCCUAGUGAUGGAGUGAUAUCAAUUUUAAACAAAAUCUGCAGUGAUCAAAAUAAUACAGUCUUUAUAGUUAGUGGAAGAGGGAAAGAAAGCUUAAGUAGGUGGUUUUCUCCUUGUAGGAAAUUGGGGCUUGCUGCAGAGCAUGGUUAUUUCUUGAGGUGGUCACAAGAUCAUGAUUGGGAAGUGCCAUGUCAGAGCUCUGAUUUUGGAUGGAUGCAGCUUGCAGAACCAGUGAUGCAAUCUUAUACUGAUGCCACAGAUGGCUCUUCCAUUGAGAAAAAAGAUAGUGCUAUAGUUUGGCAGUAUCGUGAUGCGGAUCCUGGUUUUGGGUUUUCUCAGGCAAAGGAGAUGCUUGAUCAUCUAGAGAGUGUUUUGGCAAAUGAACCAGUUGCUGUGAAAAGUGGCCAGUUCAUUGUCGAAGUCAAGCCUCAGGGAGUCACCAAAGGAUUAGUUGCAGAAAAAAUAUUCACAUCAAUGGCAGAGAAAGGGAAGCUGGCGGAUUUUGUGCUCUGCAUUGGUGAUGACAGGUCGGAUGAGGAUAUGUUUGAAGUAAUAGGUGAUGGUCUAUCAAGAAGUAUCCUCUCUCACAACACAAAGGUUUUUGCCUGCACGGUUGGACAAAAGCCCAGCAAAGCGAAAUACUAUUUGGAUGAUCCGGCCGAGGUUGUACUCAUGCUGGAAUCUCUUGCCGAGUCAACUGAUACCCCGGUGACUUCUGAUGAUGAUGAAGCUAAUAACUCCUCCUGAAAGAUGUUUAGAGUUCCUUGAUUUUUCCUUUCCAGCCUUGGGUCCUCCUGGAUAAGUGCAUAAAGUUCAUGUUGGAGGUUGACAUGUCCUGUGAGGCUGUAGUUUUUACAUUUUAGGCUUAUGCGAUGUAGAUGUAGUGAGUUAUCCAUUCAUCAUUCUUUCUUUUCCUUUUAUUAUUCAUUUGGAGUAGUUUAUACUUUAUGCUGCUAGCUUAGGCUAGCGACUUGCUAAACUCUAGUCAAGACCCUCCAGUGUUAGUCAAUGUACAUUAGAAUAAACCAGCUAGCAACUGUAAUUCUUUCAGUAGUUUCCGGGAUGUAACUUGUUGUUGAGCUUUAUACUGCAUUUUUGUUGAACCGCUUUUAAGAAUAACAUUUGUCUUCUAU
Cuscuta epithymum is the source of this 3302-nucleotide messenger RNA. The record is from the annotation of a GenBank genome assembly. NCBI's taxonomy places the organism in Eukaryota, Viridiplantae, Streptophyta, Magnoliopsida, Solanales, Convolvulaceae.